This is a messenger RNA of Mya arenaria, 1239 nucleotides long. RefSeq names its product thrombospondin-2-like. Lineage: Eukaryota; Metazoa; Mollusca; Bivalvia; Myida; Myidae. The coding region runs from base 1 to 1215 and encodes 404 amino acids. Gene Ontology annotation, molecular function: protein binding. The transcript has 7 exons. The record is from RefSeq and is a predicted model, not a curated record.
AUGGUUGUGGUUGCAAACUGCGGACUUGGGUCAUCGCUGGUUGGUCGGUCAGAAGCCAGGAGACAACUCGGGAAUUGUGCACAGUGCUGUACCAGGGAGUUGUGCAAUGGGGAUUUAUGCCAGAGUCAAAUCCCGACCACAACUGUGGACCCAACAUGUGUGGAUGAUCCAACCUUUGAUUGCGCACGCGUCAAUUCUGUGUUCGAUGUUUGCAAGGAUAUUGACCGGGCCAAGACAGUAUGCAGGAAGUUCUGUGGACUUUGCAAUAUUGUUGACGGUCAGUGGGCUGAAUGGAGUACGUGGUCUGUAUGUCCUGUCACGUGUGGCAACGGAACAAGAACACGUACACGCCUUUGCUCAAAUCCCGCUCCUGUGCACGGUGGCGACGAUUGUAUGGGCAACGGCACGGACAUUACAACAUGCGUGCUGGAUCCAUGUCCAGUUCACGGCGGUUGGAGCACUUGGCUUUCAUGGCAACCUUGUUCCAUGACGUGUGACGUAGGUCUGCAAAGGCGUGAUCGAACAUGUACAAACCCCGCCCCGUCAUUGUUCGGUGAUCACUGCUUCGGGGACAGCCACGAAGACAGGCUAUGCAAUGAAGGACCAUGUUCUGAUGGCGCCUGGUCCGUGUGGACUUCCUGGUCACCCUGUUCAGUGACAUGUGACAGCGGUCUAUCACAUCGCAAUCGGGCCUGCAAUAAUCCUCCUCCAUCCCCGCAUGGUUCCCCAUGUAAUGGCACUGCUGCUGAUUGGAAGAUUUGCAAAAGCCAGCCAUGUAAAAGUCUUCAUGUAGCGUUCAACGCUCACACACUCAACACUCGCGAGAACCUACUACCUGAGGCUCCGUUUAAAUUCCUCGUCGUCAUUCUAAACGAGGGUAACUCCUACAACAAAUCCUCUGGCUUCUUCACGUGUCCAGUCGCCGGCGAGUAUUUCUUCUCCGCACAGAUUUGUGGAAACACGGACACAAGUGUCGACUAUCACAUAACGAAAACUUUUGCUGGGACAUCCUCUCCAGUCGACCUUACCGCUAGCACAAACAUGGACACCCACCAUUACAUCUGUUCCUCCACGAGUGUGGUGACACAACUAGAUGUUGGUGACAGGGUUUGGGUCAGACCACACCAUCUGAGGACAAUCUCAAAUUUUGAGUUUCUUGUUGACAGUAGAACUGCAUGGAAUACAUUUUCGGGGACUCUAGUCAGAGAAACAUGAAAUGUGCAACAACAAAAGAUGAAA